This is a messenger RNA of Penicillium argentinense, 528 nucleotides long. RefSeq names its product Peptidoglycan-binding Lysin subgroup. The transcript has 2 exons. The record is from RefSeq and is a predicted model, not a curated record. Bases 1 to 528 code for a protein of 175 amino acids. NCBI's taxonomy places the organism in Eukaryota, Fungi, Ascomycota, Eurotiomycetes, Eurotiales, Aspergillaceae.
AUGGAAGGCAAUAACGAGCGCCACUGUACCACUCCUGCGGACAUCGAGUCUUACAACAAGGACACUUGGGCAUGGCCUGGCUGCGGGCAGUUACUCCAAGGCGACUUUAUUUGCAUCGGCCCGGGUGAUCCUCCGAUGCCUGUCGCCUUGGCUGAUCACUUUUGUGGACCUCAAGUUCCGGGGAAGUGUAAGGCCGAAGACCAGCUCAAGACAAGUACAAAGCGCCACACCGGCGACAAGUCCAUCUCACUCUUCCACUCCAAUGACAACCAACACGAAGACGACGUCAACGAAUACCAGCACCACAAAAAAGUCCACCACAACCAGCAAAACGACGACCACAUCCACAACAACAACCACAAAGUUAUCAACCAGCGCAACCCCAUCAAUCAAACCAAACGACGUCUGGACAAUCUCUUUCUACAGCGAACAAGGCUGCGAAGAGUCGAAGGCCACAACGACACAACCGACAAAUGCAUCGCAGUCCAGGGCUGCCUCAGCACCACAUCCACAGACACCGGCACAUAG